Lampris incognitus (smalleye Pacific opah) is the source of this 4063-nucleotide messenger RNA. Its product is annotated as anoctamin-8-like. Gene Ontology annotation, biological process: chloride transmembrane transport. Gene Ontology annotation, molecular function: chloride channel activity. Gene Ontology annotation, cellular component: plasma membrane. Bases 95 to 3376 code for a protein of 1093 amino acids. The record is from RefSeq and is a predicted model, not a curated record. The transcript has 18 exons. NCBI's taxonomy places the organism in Eukaryota, Metazoa, Chordata, Actinopteri, Lampriformes, Lampridae.
AGCACGGCAGGGGCGCCGUCCUGCUCGCAGCGCCGUCUGUCCACGUAUGCGCCAUACGGUUUAAAAUAAGUGCUCGGGGGAUUUCUGCAGCACCAUGCUGACGGUGAGCACCGGCGCAGCUGAUGCCGACGCUACUGUAAACAGUGCCAGUACCAGCAUCAACACCGCCGACGUCGGCAACGGCAACGGCGACGGGGCAGCAGGGGAGAGGAUGGAGAGGACGGUGCCAACACCAGGGGAGGACAGGACCAACCACCAGCCAAUAUCUUCUAUGCCGACCGGGGUGCUUGAUAAAUUGUUUGGGAAACGCCUUCUGCAGGCCAGACGGUACAUCAUGUCUCGUAAGUCCUGGCUGAAGAUGGUGCCCACUGACAACUGUGAUAUCCUGAUGACAUUCCCAGAUGCCAUAGAUGACCACACAUUGCUGUGGCUCCUGAAUCAGAUCCGUGUUGGAAUCCCACAAGUCACCAUCCAGGUCCGACAGCACAAGCACACACAGGGACACGCCUUCUUCAUCACAACAACCUUUGAGAAUUUACUGCGAGGAGCAGAACAGAUGGGCAUGCACAAAGCGGUCAAACCUCAGUUUGGAGGGGGGACGCGGCGGUUUUCCUGCGAGGAGGACAACAUCUAUGAAAACAUUGAGAGCGAGCUCUGCUUUUUCACCUCCCAGGAGCGUCAGAGUAUCAUAAAAUACUGGCUGGACAAUCUGCGAGCCAAACAGGGGGAGAUGCUUCACAACAUCCACUUUCUGGAGGGACAGCCUAUCAUCCCAGAACUGGUGGCCAGAGGCGUGAUCCACCAAAUGUUUCCUCUCCAUGAGCAACGAAUCCUCAGCCAGUUGAUGACGUCUUGGGUCCAGGCUGUCUGCGAACGGCAGCCCCUCGAUGAUAUCUGCGACUACUUUGGAGUGAAGAUUGCCAUGUACUUUGCCUGGCUGGGUUUCUACACCAACUCCAUGCUUUAUCCUGCGGUCAUUGGCUUCCUGCUUUGGAUAUUAGCAGAGGCCGAUCAGACCAGUCAGGAUAUCUGCUGUGUGGUGUUUGCCCUCUUCAACGUUGUGUGGGCCACGUUGUUUCUGGAGCGCUGGAAGAGGCGAGAGGCGGAGCUGGCUUAUAAAUGGGGCACCUUGGACACCCCUGCCGAGUCCUUGGAGGAGCCCCGGCCACAGUUCAGGGGAGUGAAACGAUGCAGUCCUAUAACAGGCUGCGAGGAGUUCUACUACCCUCCCUGGAAGAGAGCUAUGUUCAGGUGGUUGGUCAGCUUGCCCAUCUGCCUCCUCUGUCUUUGUUUUGUCUUCCUGGCUAUGCUCCUGUGUUUGGAACUGCAGGAGGUGGUGAUGGACAUUAAGGAGCUACCUGGUAUUACUAGAUUCAUACCUAAGAUAGUUCUGGCUGUCACUGUGACCAUAUGCGAUGAAGUCUACAAGAAGAUUGCCUAUUGGCUGAAUGACAUGGAGAAUUAUAGACUUCAGAGUGCCUAUGAGAAUAACCUCAUCAUCAAAAUGGUUUUUUUUGAAUUCAUCAAUUCUUACCUUAGCCUUUUCUACAUUGGAUUCUACCUCAAGGACAUGGAACGACUGAAAGAGAUGCUAGCAACUCUACUGAUUUUUCGGCAAUUCCUACAGAACAUCAAAGAGGUCCUCCAGCCAUAUCUGUAUGAACAAAACAAGCUGGGUGUCUUCACCCCCAAGGUUUUGUGGGAAUUACUCCAGGCCAUUGUGCUCAAAUACAGCCGCCUGGCUCUGGGAAAGGCUCAAGCCUCAAUGACGGCCUAUUCCCUCCUUGGGCUCAAGGGGAUUCCCAUUACUACCCCUGCUAAUGGUAACCCCGAGCCGAAGAAGAGGGGGGAUCUGAAAGCCGGAUUCAGGCUGACUGAAGAAGAAUGGGAUAUGAAUGACAGUGCAUUGAGGCAACGGAAAGUCAGCUUCACUGAAAAGGUUGACUACCAGGAUGUUACCUCAGAAAAGCCGGGGGCUGAUGAUAAGGAUCACAAUUUCCUUGAGGACAGUCCCACACUGGUAGAGGAGGGGAUGGACCCGUCCAGUAUUUUUGACAGCUGCGACGAUGACAGUGAUGGCGAGAGUCUGCCUCAAACUAAGGAGAAUACCGCUGUGUCCCCUCUGAAUGGAUGUGACUCUCUGUGUCAGAGAAGAAAGACUGUUAGUGAGGAGAAAGAGAACAAAAAGUCAUGGAUGGAUCCUCCAAAAGAACCCAAGACCGUCACCCUCACCCAAGCAGAGAUUGAGAGCUGCAUGCAGACAUAUGAGGACACACUCCAGGACUACCAGGAGAUGUUCAUUCAGUUUGGCUAUGUGGUGCUGUUCUCCUCUGCAUUUCCUCUGGCCGCCAUGUGUGCGCUCAUCAACAAUAUCAUUGAAAUACGCAGUGAUGCCCUGAAGCUUUGCACUGGCCUGCAAAGGCCAUUUGGACAGAGGGUGGAAAGCAUCGGACAAUGGCAGACAGCAAUGGAAGCCAUGGGCCUGAUAGCCAUCAUAGUAAACUGUUACUUGAUUGGUCAGUGUGGUCAACUGCAGCGCCUCUUCCCCUGGUUGAGUCCUGAGAUGGCCAUCAUCUCCAUCGUCUUACUGGAGCACUUUGCAAUCCUACUAAAGUACAUCAUCCAUGUUGCCAUCCCUGAUAUUCCGGGCUGGGUAGCAGACGAGAUGGCCAAGCUAGAGUACCGACGAAGGGAAGCUUUCAAGAAGCAUGAGCGUCAGGCCCAGCAGCAUUUCCAGCAGCAACUGAAGCGCCGUCGCGAAGAGGAGGAGCUCCAGAGACAAGCUGAGCUGCAAGCCGAGGCUCGCCAAGAGAGUGAGUACCAUAAGGUUGACACUCAGCACCAGCAUCACCAUGACAAAACUGCCAAGGCAGGGGAUAAACCCAAGAGACCCAGCUCUCUUUUGGGCAACAACAACGUCAUGAAGCUGAAGCAGAUCAUCCCCCUCCAGGGGAAGUUCUCCUCUGGCGCAUCGCGCUCCCCUGCUCAGUCACCAACAGGAGGCGAGGCGAAACUCCCUGGUUUCCUCAAUUUUAAGUUCCUGAAGUCACCCGAGGUGAAAAAGGAGCCAGCCAUGGCAGUUGGGGUGAUGCCAGGGUCAACAGUGACCCCCUCUGUUGUCCAUAGUGGCCAGGAGAGGUCACAGUCCCCCAACAAAACAUUCAGUCCUGGAAAGCUGUUUAGUUUCAGCAAGUCAGAAGGCAAUGUGGUGUGCGCAAAUGGGACACAACCAUCCAGACAGAGCGAUACCUCUUCCCAGGCCCCUAAUGCACAGCCCAGCAAGGCUGACCUAAAUACAACCCCAGAGGAAUUGCCUUCUAAUGACUCAGAUAGGGGAGAAACCAAACAAUCAACAGACAUGGAUAACUCUGGCUGACGGUCAGUAAUCACCUACUGUACAUGUGUAUUAUUAUGGUGGAGACCAAUGUACAAUGAUGUUCUGGAAACAUUCAGAGACAAUGGUGAAAAGGUUCUGUAGGAGAUCCUGUGUUGGUGGCAAGGACCAAAUGUAAGGUCAGCAAACAGUAGAUUUUCACUGUCGAUGCACCAUAUUUCGCACUAUUAUACUGUAUUUAUUGUCACUUUACAAUAUAGCUUCCAUGUAAAGAAUGUACAGUCAUGUAAUUGCUUGAAUGAGACUUGACUAACCAUCUGAGGUUAAAGCACUGCAUGACCUGCAGCUCUGUAUCUCGCUUUAAUUAGCAUCUUACUACCAAAAAAAAAAGUACAGUCCCAAUGUGCAGGAUGAUUUGUGAAACCAGAAUCUAGAUCAUAACAGCAUUUAUCAAAGGCUUUUAAAAGCAGUUUACUAAUUCCAGAUUAGUUUGGAUUAGAUGUGUCUUUAAUGCAUGUUGAGUCAUCUGCAUGCAUUGCGUUUAGACAUUGUCUCUUAGUUUGUCCAACAUUUACAAAGCCAUUGUAUACCUUUGCAAUAGCUCAGAUUAUAGUCACUGUGACUGUGGAAAAUUAUAUUCUAUUUUUCUUAACUUUGAUUUUCUAUGAAUUAUUUUACUACAUGAAUUAGUGAAUGUACCUCCUAUGAAGCAAAUAAAUCUCAGCUGAA